AUGGCUGGAAAAACAUGGAGUUCCCAAGUGUGUCUGCCCUUCUUCAUCUUAUGUUUUUACUUUCUUUUCCCUACCAACGGAGCUCCCUCAAAACCAAAUAUCAUUUUCAUACUCACUGAUGAUCUAGAUAUACAGCUUGGAGGACUGAUACCUUUAACUAAAACAAAGCAGUUGAUUGGAGAUGCAGGUAUUACGUUCACAAAUAUGUUUGUGACCAGUCCAUUGUGCUGUCCCAGCCGAUCAAGUAUCCUCACCGGUCAGUAUGUCCAUAACCAUCUUGUUUGGAAUAACUCUUUGUCUGGUAACUGUAGCAGUCUCUCCUGGCAAAAGAAAUUUGAGCCAACCUUAUUCCCAGUCAAACUCAAUAAAAAUGGCUACAAGACAUUUUUUGCUGGAAAAUAUUUGAACCAGUAUGGUAAAGAAUCUGUUGGAGGUGUCCAGCAUGUCCCCCCUGGCUGGACCAGUUGGAAUGGAUUAGUUGGAAAUUCUGUGUAUUAUAAUUAUAGCCUUUCUGUUAAUGGUGUCCUUGAAUCUCACGGUGAUUCCUAUAAAGCAGACUACCUCACUGACCUCAUUAGCCGUCGAGCUGUCAAGUUCAUCCAGCAUCAAAAUAUCAACAAAAAUCCAUUCUUUAUGAUGUUAGCUACUCCUGCGCCCCAUAGUCCAUUCACUUCAGCUCCACAGUACAGCAAAGAGUUUGCAAACAAAAAAGCUCCCAGAGACAAAAGUUUCAAUGUACAUUCAAAGGAUAAACAUUGGUUGGUGCGUAAAGCUGCUUCUCCAAUGCCAAAUACAACAAUUUCUUUUAUUGAUGACACUUUCAGGAAUCGGUGGAAAACUCUGCUAUCUGUAGAUGACCUUGUUGAAAAUGUUGUUAAACAAUUGGAUGCAGUUGGUCAGCUGAACAAUACUUAUAUUUUCUUCACAUCUGAUAAUGGCUAUCAUUUAGGUCAAUUUUCACUGUCAUUUGACAAGAGACAGUUGUAUGACUUUGACAACAGAGUGCCACUAUUAGUUAGAGGACCAGGAAUUAAGCCCAAACAACAAAGACAUGAAUUUGUUUUGAAUAUUGACUUAGCUCCCACAUUUCUCAACCUGACGGGUAUCCCAGUCUCAAACAGCAUGGAUGGAAAAUCCUUGGUGCCACUAUUCCAAGGAAAUGUGACAAACGAACCUAAGUUCCGACAGAAUUGUUUAAUUGAACACAAAGGAGAAGCACAUGUUGAAAUUAGACAAUGUCCUCAAUACAAAAACCAAGGAUUAGCUACAUGUGAUUCUAACUGUGUAUGUGAAGAUUCAUGGAAUAACACAUAUGGCUGCGUGAGACAACUCUCACCAACUGAAAACUUUAAGUAUUGUGAAUUUGAGGAUCAAGAUCAUUUCAUUGAGAUGUAUGACCUGAAUAAGGAUCCUUUUGAAUUGACUAAUAUUGCUUCAACAGCUGACCCAAAGUUUGUAUCACAACUGAGUCAGGAACUGGCAAAACUUUCUCUGUGUAAAGGAAAAUCUUGUCAAGAGACAACUUGA
Acanthosepion pharaonis is the source of this 1527-nucleotide messenger RNA. NCBI's taxonomy places the organism in Eukaryota, Metazoa, Mollusca, Cephalopoda, Sepiida, Sepiidae. The record is from the annotation of a GenBank genome assembly.